Messenger RNA from Didymodactylos carnosus, 495 nucleotides. NCBI's taxonomy places the organism in Eukaryota, Metazoa, Rotifera, Eurotatoria, Philodinida, Philodinidae. The record is from the annotation of a GenBank genome assembly.
AUGUUUUUAAAUUUGUAUCAGAAGUCGAGUACUACAUUACAAAUACUACUACAUUUGAAUAUCGUUUAUACACUAUUUUGGGAAGUAAUUGAAAUUAUUUGCUUUGUAUUUAAACGUUAUAACUUAAUUUAUCCAACAAAUGCAUUUGGUAUUGAAUUAUCAAUGACAUUCUUGUUAAUUUUAAACGAAUUUGUUCGACAAUUUUUCGGUAUUAAAGGCAAUCUUACACAACGUGUGUCAUUACUAAUUAUUUUUUUAAUAUUUAAUGCUUGUUGUGCAUUAGGCUUCGUUUUCUUUCUUAUUUGGCAAUCAUAUGUUCAACGUGUUGAAAUUAUUCUAUCAUCGAUCGCAUUAUUAUUUAUUCUAACUGAAACAAUAUUUACCAUUGUGACAAUCAUUCGACUAAAAAUAAUCACGAAAGAUUUAACUGUCCAACAAAAAAUUGAUAAAAUAAAAGAAGCGCGAGAUAAAUUUCAACAGACUAAGAACGACUAA